AUGCAACAAAUUCAAGCAUUACCUCCCCAGUUUUUCUAAACCUUAAAAAUCUAAACUAUCCUGGGUUAAGGCCAUGAUGCUAAAGUUCUUCUAGCACUAGAAACCAAAGACACCGGAAACCAAUAUUACGCCUUGAAGUGCCAAGCCCAAAAAAUAUAAGACACCGCCAUAAACUUAUUCAAUGAAAUACAAAUUCUCAUCCACAUCAAGCAUCCGCAUAUAAUUGAACUAUUCGGUUACAGCCAAGAUUACACAUGUCUGGUCCUUCAAUAUUGUCCGCAUGGCACCUUAAUUUAAUUGAUCAAAUCCUCUCCACUUCCAGUUAGCAUUGCAUCCUCCCUUCUAUACUAAGUAACUCUGGCUCUAAAUUACAUGCAUGAAUAAGGAUUUACCCAUGGGGAUCUUAAAUUAUCGAAUAUUCUCAUAGACAGUUAAUACAACCUUAAAUUAUGUGAUUUUGGUUUUGCAAGGUGGAAUGGCAAAAUGGCAAUUGAAAAAUAAACUAUUGCCGGCAGCGAAGGAUACACUGCGCCAGAAGUAUGGAAACCAAAUCCUAAUUAUAUGAAGACUGACAUGUUUUCAGUUGCUGUUAUAUUUUUCAUUUUAAUCACUGGACACCCACCAUUCGAAUCCAAUAAUCCAGACAAUCAUGAUCCAUGGUGGAAUUUAAUUAAAAAUAAUUAAUGGGACACUUAUUGGAAGGAUAUCAAAACCAACAUAGAUCAAGAAUGCAAAAAUUUGUUUGUUUAAAUGUUCAGUACCCAACCAGAUGAAAGAUUAAGCGCAAAUCAUUUAAACUAAUGGUUUAAAUUAAAAUAAACUACUCAAGAGAAUUUGAUUCAAGAAAUCAAAAAAAGGUUAGCUGAGAUGUGA
This is a messenger RNA of Paramecium tetraurelia, 873 nucleotides long. RefSeq lists its product as uncharacterized. The transcript has 2 exons. Gene Ontology annotation, biological process: peptidyl-serine phosphorylation; autophagosome organization; autophagy. NCBI's taxonomy places the organism in Eukaryota, Ciliophora, Oligohymenophorea, Peniculida, Parameciidae. Gene Ontology annotation, molecular function: protein serine/threonine kinase activity; ATP binding. The record is from RefSeq and is a predicted model, not a curated record. Gene Ontology annotation, cellular component: cytoplasm; autophagosome.